AUGGGUCACUGCGAUAUCCUGAUGAUACAAGAUAAAUUCUCCAAGCAUUGCACCGCUCUACCCCUUAAGGAUAUCAAGGCUCACACUAUCGCUCAUGCACUAGCAACCAAGUAUGUAGCCCUGUACGGAUGCCCCAAGAUAAUCUUCUCAGAUAAAGGGACCAGCUUCCUCAGCAAAUUGUUCAAUCAACUGGGAAAGGUCCUGAGAUUCCAUCAUAUAACGACAUCUGGAUACAGACCUCAGUCAAAUGGAGCUCUUGAGAGAAGUCAUCACGUACUAGCCGAACAUCUGAAGACCUUUACCGAUGAAUUCACCGACUGGGACGAGCUACUCCCCUACGCUAUGCUAUCGUACAACACCACGAAAAUUCACCAUCUCGCCUUCGACCACCUAGAAAAGGCCAAACUACAUUCCAAGAGCCUUCACGACCGAGACGCUAGACCAAUAGACAUCAAAAUAGGGCAAUUCGUCUACGUCGAGAAAGAAUCCAAGAUUGGAAAAUUGGAUCAGGCCUACACAGGACCCUAUGAGAUUGUCGACAUCACAGAAAAAGGAAACGUGUACCUAGAAAGUGAAGACGGACACCACUUCAUGAAACAUCCAAAUAAGCUGAAACCCUGCGCAGAAUAA
Molecule: messenger RNA, 630 nt
Organism: Diachasma alloeum
Lineage: Eukaryota; Metazoa; Arthropoda; Insecta; Hymenoptera; Braconidae
Exons: 2
Coding region: 1-630 (209 amino acids)
Biological process (GO): DNA integration
Molecular function (GO): nucleic acid binding
Source: RefSeq, a predicted model, not a curated record